Messenger RNA from Anoplopoma fimbria (sablefish), 654 nucleotides. RefSeq names its product mitochondrial ribosomal protein S21 (gene mrps21). Gene Ontology annotation, biological process: translation. The record is from RefSeq and is a predicted model, not a curated record. Gene Ontology annotation, molecular function: structural constituent of ribosome. The transcript is spliced from 2 exons. Gene Ontology annotation, cellular component: ribosome. Bases 39 to 302 code for a protein of 87 amino acids. Lineage: Eukaryota; Metazoa; Chordata; Actinopteri; Perciformes; Anoplopomatidae.
UCCAGACGGUCGCCAGUUAAGCAAGCACCGGUUAUAUCAUGUCGAGGCACCUUCGCUUCAUCGCGCGGACAGUUAUGGUCCAGGAAGGCAACGUUGAUGCGGCGUACAAGACUUUAAACAGGCUCCUGACUCAGGAAGGAGUGAUUGAGGCAGUGAAACGCAAGCGCUACUGCGAAAAGCCCUGCCGAGAACGACAGCGGAAGAACUUUGAGAACUGCAGGCGGAUCUACCACACGGAAAUGGCCAGGAAAAUUGCCUUCAUCUCUAGGACAAACAGAGAGGAUCCCUGGCUCGGCUGCUAAUGGUCUGAUGGGACAGCAUCUUAUCGAUGGACUUGUUGAGAUGGGAUCAUCAAAAUAUAAGAGGCAGUCAAGACCAAGACAAUGUCACUGUCACAUCUGAAUGGACUUUGGAAAUACUGAGAAAAGUGUAUUUUGUUGUUUAAAAGGAAAAAGACGUUUGGAGAUGUGCAUUCAUUGUCAAGUCAACUAUUGUCCAUUUUUUUCAUAAAAUUAGGCAUAAAAGUGCUUGUACUCAUUCUUGGUUGUAAUGUGAAGGUUAAUGAAUACUAGGUUGAUGACAUUUUGUGCUUUGAAUCUUCCCUCAUAAUUUUCUUCAUGAAAAAGCUAAUAAAUGUGUUCCAUUGUCUGAAAA